UCAUAUUCUAUCUGUAUCUACAAAUUUGUUUCCAACUCUAAACUUCCAAGUGACGCCUUAUUCAAUGAAUCCCACGUGAAAAAUACAACUCCGACCAUUUACAUUCCGGCACGCCACCUCUUUCCCCUGAUUUUUCUCUCUCUUUCUUUCUAUCUCCUCCCAUCUCAUCGGCGAAGAUGCCACCAACACCACUCACCUUCGCACUACCAUUACUCUCACUCGCACUCCUCUCUUUCUCUCUCCUCUUCUCCCCCUCCGCCGCACACCUCCUCUAUCGCCGGCCAUCUCACGCUGGCAGCCUCUGCGAACACCUCAUCAUUCCCUCCGGCUACCCUUGCUCCGAACACUCCGUUGAAACGAAGGAUGGAUUUAUACUUGCACUUCAGCGUGUGUCGUCUUCUUCUUCGGAUGAAUUGAGGUUGCGACGAGGUCCUCCUGUGCUUCUUCAACAUGGACUUUUUAUGGGAGGUGAUUCGUGGUUUUUGAACUCAAAAGAAGAAUCUUUGGGUUUCAUUCUUGCUGAUCGUGGAUUUGAUGUGUGGGUUGGUAAUGUACGAGGAACACGGUGGAGUCAUGGACAUGUUUCUCUUUCAGAGAGAAGCAAGGCAUAUUGGGACUGGAGCUGGGAGGAAUUGGCUCUGUUUGAUCUUGCAGAAAUGAUUGAGUAUGUAUAUCAGGAGACGAGCUCAAAGAUUUUCCUUGUUGGACAUUCACAGGGGACUAUAAUGUCUUUGACUGCUUUCACUCAGCCAGACAUAGUGAAAAAGGUGGAAGCUGCUGCUCUUCUUUCUCCAAUAUCAUACUUGGAACAUGUUAGUGCACCGUUUGUUCUUCGCAUGGUAAAUAUGUACCUUGACAAGAUGGUAAUCGCAAUGGGCUUUCAUCAACUUAACUUUCGGAGUGAUGCGGGUGUUCAGCUUUUGGAUUCUGUAUGUUAUGGCCAUCUAGACUGUGAAGACUUAUUAGCUUCUAUUACUGGAAAAAAUUGCUGCUUUAAUACCUCAAGGGUGGAUUUAUACCUUGAAUACGAGCCCCAUCCCUCAUCAGCCAAAAACAUAAACCAUCUUUUUCAAAUGAUCCGUCAGGGUACAUUUGCCCAGUAUGACUACGGGAUGUUAAAAAAUCUGAGACUUUAUGGCUCUUUAAAACCCCCCAGAUUUGAUCUUAGCCUUGUUCCAAAGUCAUUGCCGUUGUGGAUGGCUUAUGGAGGCAAUGAUGCCUUAGCUGAUGUGACAGAUGUACAACGCACUCUCAAGGAGUUGCCAUGCAAAAAAGAGGUUCUUUAUCUUGAUAGUUAUGGCCAUGUUGAUUUUCUCUUGAGUGUGAAUGCAAAAGAAGAUAUAUAUGGACACAUGAUAGAGUUUUUCAGCUCUUGGGGGAAAUCAAGCAGCUUCUAAGGGGCUGCUGUAUUGUGUAUCUAUUGUAAAGCUAUUGCAACACUAAAUAUCUCUUCUGUGAGCAGAAGAUGAUAUUGAAUGAUCAUACAUAGAACAAAUAUCCUCUGGCACUCUGCAAUACAAGUAUAUAGUAGGAUUGAUCAGGUUAGUUCCAUGUGCUUUGGAUGAUUACUUUUACCUUCCCUUGUGUGGUGGCCUUUCCCUUGUGAAUAUUACUGCAUGUAUAGCAGCAUCAGGACAACUAGGAAGCUCAAAGCAGGAUGCUGUAAACUUAGAUUUUUCCAAAUUUAUUGCUAAUCUUUCCUCAUAGUUCCUGCGUGACAAAAAAGAUGUUCUUGUUCUGGUGUUGUUAUAUUGUGUAUAUUCAGUAAAAUUAAUGUUACAUAUUGUAUGCUUUAUUAUGUAUUGUAUAUCAGAUAUAUAUCAACUCAUAGGGAGUAAUUGUUUACAUAUUGGCUAAUGGAAUAGAUGUGAAAAGUACUUUGUCCCUUCAA
Messenger RNA from Chenopodium quinoa (quinoa), 1891 nucleotides. Its product is annotated as triacylglycerol lipase 1-like. Gene Ontology annotation, molecular function: hydrolase activity, acting on ester bonds. The record is from RefSeq and is a predicted model, not a curated record. NCBI's taxonomy places the organism in Eukaryota, Viridiplantae, Streptophyta, Magnoliopsida, Caryophyllales, Amaranthaceae. Gene Ontology annotation, biological process: lipid metabolic process. The transcript has 10 exons. The coding region runs from base 177 to 1397 and encodes 406 amino acids.